Drosophila teissieri is the source of this 1145-nucleotide messenger RNA. RefSeq lists its product as uncharacterized. NCBI's taxonomy places the organism in Eukaryota, Metazoa, Arthropoda, Insecta, Diptera, Drosophilidae. The transcript is spliced from 3 exons. The record is from RefSeq and is a predicted model, not a curated record. The coding region runs from base 73 to 291 and encodes 72 amino acids.
UUGCCAGGGAAAAUCCAAUCAAUUAUCGCCCAAGGGGGCAAAAUUCGUACGGAAAGUUAAGGGCCCAGGGAAAUGGGAAACAAGCUGCCCCGCCAACCACAAAGAGUUGAACCCGACGAGGAGGUGAGACCCGAACGCCCCCACAAGAAGCCAGCCACGUCCUGGCCCUUCUGGCGCCUCGUCUACUGGCUGGGCGUCCUCAUCCUGGUCGCCGGCAUCGGUGUGGGCAUGUACUUCACCCUGAAGUCCGACUUCGGGGAGUGCUCCUCCUACGACGUCCGUUGCGAUUGAGUGCUCCCGGCGAUACAGAAACUUCCACGGCAUCGCCGGAAUUCAUUAGCCAUUGAACUCCAACUAAUUUGCAGCAGCUUUGCCUGCAAAACCAAUUGUUUCGCAUUUAGCGGGAAUUUUAUAUAAAACUAACUACAGAUUUGCUUUCUCAACGUAACAUCAGUCUAGAACGACAUCAUCAUACUUUCAUCACACUUUUAUUGGGUAUCAUUGCAGUCUACAUCGUUAUAUACUUUACUGCAUUGGCGAAGAUAAUCAAUACUGGAUUCACAUAUAAAGUUAUUCCUUUCGUUGGGGACUCCCGUUUGAAUUGUGAUAUGAUAAGCUUGGUUAUUUCGCAAUCAGUUGGCGUGCAGUCCAAUGCAUGUCAUACAUGGACUCCCGCAGCCGGAUCUUAAUUAAAGCCGAAUAAAACACCACCCCACGAGACCACCUCCUUUAUUGUUAACAAUUACAAAAGCAAGGCCGAAGCCGCGCAAUCUCCAGCACCACAUGCAGAUACAUUUGUGCACGUAGAUGUAUCUGUAGGAUGCAUCUGUGGUGUUUGUGCUAUUCAAACUUAUUGGAGCGCUUCCUUUUGAUGGCGUUCUGGUUGACUCUUCAAUGGCGAAACACUUUUUAGUUGAAUGAAGCUAGUGAAUGCACACAUAUAUUUUGGGCUGCAUACUCGUAUAAAAAAUGCAACGAUGAUGAUUCUCCGCCCCUAUUUAUUUUGGUGUUAAUUAACGAAGUGGAGAAUGGCAUUCAUUGAUAGAAAUGCGCAACGAUUUUUAUUCUACAUACAAAGUGACUGCUUUGGCAGUAAUUAAAAUAUCAAUUUGAAUUGCAACUUUGUAAUUUUAAUACAUCAAUUA